Lemur catta (Ring-tailed lemur) is the source of this 4962-nucleotide messenger RNA. RefSeq names its product KIAA0586 ortholog. Gene Ontology annotation, biological process: smoothened signaling pathway. Gene Ontology annotation, cellular component: centriole; ciliary basal body. Bases 138 to 4766 code for a protein of 1542 amino acids. The transcript is spliced from 32 exons. Lineage: Eukaryota; Metazoa; Chordata; Mammalia; Primates; Lemuridae. The record is from RefSeq and is a predicted model, not a curated record.
CUGGAGUCCCAGAAGGGUGAAUUUAGGUGUCCCAUGGUUGCAUCUAGAAGGAGGAGAAAAUUUUGUUUCAAAGUGUUAUAAACACAGAAGAAAGUUCUUCCAGUCAGAACUGUGGGACUAGUUUUGUUACCAACAAUAUGAAAGGCUCUGAGGUUAGCCCGGAAAAGAAAAAAAGGGUUAAAGUACCAGCGAGACUUCGUGAGGUAGUUUCUCCAAAUCAUGGAGACAAUUUGGCUUUGCUGAAAGAUGAGUUGCCCUGUGUUCCUCCAGCGUUGCCUGCAAAUAGACGUCUUCCUGUUAAAACGAGGACUAGCUUGAAUGGAACAUCAUGUGGUUCAUCAGACGUAACUUCUAGAAAUUAUCACCAGUCUCCAUUAGAAAAUCCUACUGGAUCAGAAAGUGAUUUUUCUAAAGACAUUGGAGUACAAGGGUUGCCUUUGGAUAAAACAGAAGAGAGCAACAGACAAAAAGCAAACGAUGUCUUUAUUUCUGAGUACACAAUGGGACAGAAAGAUGCCGUAAGAACAGUGUUAAAGCAAAAAGCUCAAAGCAUGCCUGUUGUUAAGGAGGUAAAAGUACAUCUUUUAGAAGAUGCAUGCACAGAAAAGGAUGCUGUUACCCAGGAGACUAGAACUUCACCCAGUGGAAUUGAUUCAGCUACAACUGUGGCUGCAGCAACUGCAGCUGCCAUUGCAACAGCAGCUCCACUGAUAAAAGUACAGAGUGAUUUGGAAGCAAAAGUCAAUUCUGUUACAGAAUUACUUAAUAAGUUGCAGGAGACUGAUAAACACUUACAACGUGUUACAGAGCAGCAAACAAGUGUUCAAAAUAAACAUGAGAAACUACAUUGCCAUGAUCAUGAAAAGCAAAUGAGUGUGUUUAUGGAGCAGCACAUUAGGCAUCUUGAAAAAUUACAGCAACAACAAAUAGAUAUUCAGACUCAUUUUAUUAGUGCUGCACUCAAGACCAGUAGUUUUCAGCCUGUUAGUGUGCCCCCUUCCAGAGCAGUGGAAAAAUAUUCUGUAAAACCUGAACAUCCUAAUUUUGGUAGCAGUAAUCUAUCUUCACAUAAUACAUUUGCUUCCAAACAAGCACCUUUAAGAGAAGUUGAAGAUACGGGUUUUGAUAAACAAAAAUCUCCUUUAGAGACACCGGCACCUCGCCGGUUUGCUCCUGUACCUGUUUCAAGGGAUGAUGAACUAUCAAAGAGAGAAAAUCCUAUGGAAGAAAAAGAAAAUAUGGAAAUGUCAGGUCAUAGAGGAAAUGUAAGAUUAUUGGAACAAAUUUUGAAUAACAAUGAUUCUUUGACAAGAAAAAGUGAAUUGUCUGAUAACACUUCCCUAACCGGGUCAAAAACAGGAUGGAAUCCUGAGAAAAGAGACAGCACUGAAACUGUAUCUUCUCAAAGAUUUCCUUCCCAUGAAGAGCUAGGAACAGCUAAAGUGACUAUGCAGAAGUCCCAUGAUGUUCUUCAUGAUCUUGGCCAAAAGAAGAAAGAAACAAAUGGCAUGGUUCAGAAUCAUGUUAAGCUUCAGACAGCUCAUACGACAAGAUCUGUGUUGAAAGAUGCUGAGAAGAUUCUGAGAAGAGUACAAAACAAUAAAAAAGUACUUGAAGAAAACCUGGAAGCUAUUAUUCGUGCAAAGGAUGGAGCUGCAAUGUACUCAUUUAUCAAUGCUUUAUCUACCAACAGAGAGAUGUCAGAGAAGAUUAGGAUCAGAAAGACAGUAGAUGAGUGGAUUAAAACUAUCUCUGCAGAAAUUCAGGAUGAACUGUCAAGAAAAGAUUAUGAACAAAAGAGAUUUGAUCAGAAGAAUCAAAGGACCAAGAAAACUCAAAAUAUGAGUAAAGACCUUAAAACAAACACACAAGACAAAACUGUAAAGAAAUCUGUAAUUCCAGGAAAAUGUUCUCAAAAACAAAUAGAAGAGCAUUCUAGAAAUCUACCUGUGAGGAGCAUGCCUGCUUCAAGUUUACAGAAAGGGAAAAGAGAGGGGCUUUUGAAAGCAACCACGGUGAUACAAGAUGAAGAUUAUAUGUUACAAGUUUAUGGAAAACCAGUUUAUCAGGGUCACCGCAGCACUCUUAAAAAAGGACCAUAUCUCAGAUUUAAUUCUCCAUCUCCUAAAUGCAAACCACUGAGACCAAAAGUAAUAGAGCAAGUUAAAGGCACUAAACUAAAGUCAAUAAGAACACAAACUGACUUUUAUGCAGCAAAACCUAUGAAGAUGGAUUCUAAAAUGAAGCAUUCCAUUACUACACUACCUCAUGGCGAUCAGCAGUAUUUGUUCAGCCCGAGCAGAGAAAUGCCUACCUUCUCAGGCACACUAGAAGGUCAUCUAAUUCCUAUGGCAAUUCUCUUAGGACAAACCCAGAGUAAUAGUGAUUCCAUGCCGCCUGCUGGAGUAAUUGUAAAUAAGCCACACCCUGUAACUGUGACUACUUCUAUUCCUCCAUCAUCUCGAAAAAUAGAAAGUGGAGUAAAGAAACCUAACAUAGCAGUUGUAGAAAUGAAGUCAGAAAAAAGGGAUCCUCCUCAACUUACUGUACAGGUAUUGCCCAGUGUAGAUAUUGACAGCAUUUCAAAUGGAAGUGCUGAUGUCAGCCUACCUCUGCCUAGUCCCAAAGAAGCAUCUCUUCCUCCUCUGCAAACCUGGAUACAGGCUCCAGAAAUUAUGAAGAUAGAUGAAGAAGAGGUAAAGUUUCCAGGAACUAACUUUGAUGAAGUAAUUGAUGUCGUACAGGAAGAAGAAAAAUGUGAUGAAAUUCCAGACUCUGAAUCAAUCAUGGAGUUUAACAGAAGUGUUAAAGUUGUUUCUACAAAAUAUAAUGGUCCUCCAUUUCCGCCAGUUGCUUCUACUUUUCAACCCACUGCUGAUAUUCUGGAUAAAGUAAUUGAGAGAAAAGAAACAUUGGAAAAUAGCUUAAUUCAGUGGGUAGAACAAGAAAUAAUGUCAAGAAUUAUCUCUGGCCUCUUCCCAAUCCAGCAACAAGCCACACCUAAUGUUAGUGUUUCAGUCAGUGAGGCAAGUGAACCACUGACUUCUGAUAUUGUGGAAGGAACAAGCGGUGGUGCCCUCCAGCUUUUUGUUGAUGCUGGGGUUCCUGUGAAUUCAGACAUGAUUAGUCAUUUUGUGAAUGAAGCUCUUGCUGAGACCAUUUCUGUCAUGCUGGGUGACAGAGAAGCAAAGAAGCAAGAUCCUGUUGCUACAAGUGUUGCUGGGGAUGUUUCAGCAAAUGAAACAUACUUGCCGGCAAGAGUGUGUACCCCAGUGGCUACCCCACAGCCUACACCUCCUCACUCACCUUCAUCACUUCCUAAGGAGCGUGUGCUGGUAAAAACUCCAGAUUCUUCUCCCUGUGAUUCAGAUCAUGAUGUGGCUUUUCCUACAAAAGAAAUAUUUGCUGAAAAAGGAAAUGAUAUGCCUGCUAUCACACUUAUUACUACUCCAGCAGUUAGCCCUGCUGCUACACCGCCUCCAGCAGCAGCUCUGACUCCAACUUUGUCAGAAAUUUCCAUUGAUAAAUUGAAAGUCUCAAGCCCAGAGCUUCCCAAGCCAUGGGAUGAUGGAGACCUGCCACUGGAAGAAGAGAACCCUAACCCUCUUCAAGAAGAACUUCUUCACCCAACAGCUAUUGUGAUGUCUGUGGCUAAGGAUGAAGAACCUGACAGUGUUCUAGAUUUCCCUGCUCAGCCUGCACCUCAAGAGCCAUUUCCCUUGAUGGUAUUUCCUGCCAGCACCAAGGCCCCUUCGCCCCCACAGAUGCCAAAUUCUGAUUCAUCAACACUGGAGAGCACCUUGAGUGUUACUGUCACUGAAACAGAAACUUUAGAUAGACCCAUCUCUGAAGGAGAGAUUUUAUUUAGCUGUGGUCAAAAACUGGCUCCCAAGAUUUUAGGAGAUGAAGGACUAUAUCUGACAAACCUAAAUGAUAGUUUAUCCAGCACUCUGCAUGAUAUUCUUGAAAUGGAAGACGAUUCUCCCAGUGAAGGACAAGUGAUUAGGAUGCCCCAUAAAAUAUCUCAUGCAGAUGCAAUUCUUUCUCUUCUUGCUAAACAAAACCAGGAAUCAUUAAUUGUACAGCAGGCAGUCUAUCAUUCAGAGGACUUGGAAAACAGCGUGGGUGAACUUAGUGAAGGACAAAGGCCCAGGCUGACAGCAGCCACAGAGAACAUCUCACUGGGACUUUCUUUCUGUGGGCAGCAGCCUGUUGCUAAUGCACAGACUUUGAAUCAACAGUGUGAUUCUAAGCCAUUAUCUCAGCAAUUUGAUACAGUUUCAGGUGGUAUUGAUGAAGAUUCAUGUGCUAGUCAUGGUCCAAUGAGUUUGGGAGAAUUGGAAUUGCAGCCAAAUUCUAACUUUGUUCUUCCCACAACACUUCUGCCAGCACAAGAAAAUGAUGUUAAUUUACCAGUAGCCGCUGAAGAUUUUUCUCAGUACCAACAAAAGCAAGAGCAGGAUAUUAAGCAAGUUGAACACAAACCGGCACAAAGUCGUUUAAUACAUGUAAGAAGUAAAUCUGAUAUUUCACCUUCACAGCAACAAGCUUCACCAGGUGAUAUGGAUCGGACACAAAUUGAGCCCAAUCUGUACCUCGCAUCUGUAUUUACAGGUGGUAAAGCAGUACCGCUCUUAACUUCGCAGACGACACCUGCCAAGAUGUCCGUGACGCUGCCCUCAGUGAACCUGGAAGAUUUGUCUCAGUCUCAAAGCAUCAGCACGAUACAGGGGGACAUGGAGUCCUCGGGAACAGAUACCUUCUGAACGGGAAGUGAGAACCAGCAUGAUGUUUAUGCCACUAGUUUUGAAGUCGUUUUAUUAAUACUUUGGCUUAAAACCAUCUCUCAGACUAUUUUGGUCUUUAAGCACAUCUGAAAAGCCAUUUCCAAUUUUUUUAUUAAAAUGAAAAGCAUAAUUGGGGUAUUUAGGUAAAGUUUUUAAAUAAAAUAAAUAUAAAUCA